Messenger RNA from Macroventuria anomochaeta, 1163 nucleotides. Its product is annotated as glycoside hydrolase family 43 protein. Gene Ontology annotation, biological process: carbohydrate metabolic process. The transcript is spliced from 3 exons. The coding region runs from base 1 to 1137 and encodes 378 amino acids. NCBI's taxonomy places the organism in Eukaryota, Fungi, Ascomycota, Dothideomycetes, Pleosporales, Didymellaceae. The record is from RefSeq and is a predicted model, not a curated record. Gene Ontology annotation, molecular function: arabinan endo-1,5-alpha-L-arabinosidase activity.
AUGCGCCGAAGAGAUCCUGUGUAUACCCGAAGCUUGUCACAGUCCAAGGCCUUCCCUUUCCUAACAGCCAUGAGUAUCUCAACACUCAUCACUCUUGCGACAGUUCUACCUCUUCUCUUCCGCUUCGGUCUCACUUCACCAAUUCCGCAAGGUGACACAACCUACUACCCUUCCCCAUAUCCUGUUCCAGCGCCAUGCUAUGGGAACAACUCCUGGAUCCAUGAUCCCAGCAUCAUCUACGAAGACGGUACCUACUGGCGCUUCUCCACAAGUGGCAACAUAGCUGUCGCCACUGCACCAUCCAUCAAAGGGCCAUGGACGUACAAGGGUCCUCUACUGCCCGCAGGCACAAAGAUUCGAGUCGCUCCGGAUCAAGAUAUCUGGGCACCAUCAAUCUCCAAGUUUGAUGAUCUUUACUACAUCCACUACUCCGUCUCAACAAUGGGCUCGCAAGCCUCUCAAAUUGGCCUGGCAACCUCGUCCUCCCUCUCCGGCCCCUGGACAGACCACGGCUCGCUCAACCUCCCCCAACACCCAACUUACAACCUUAUCGACCCAUACAUCUUCCAAGACUCGCCCUCUGAUACCCUAUACUUUACAUUUGGCAGCUACUGGUCCGGUAUCCAGCAAUUCUCUCUCCCGUCGCACAACCAUUUGAUGGCACUCGAUGGCUCCCAAGCUAAAAUCCAGGAUAUUCAGACGCUUGUGACUAACUCCACAGCCGGUGCUGCAGUAGUUGAGGGCGCGACAACGUUCAAGCACGACUCCUUCUACUACCUUCUCUUCUCGGUGGGCGCGUGCUGCAACAGCCCCACCAAGCCGCCCUACCUCGCGCCGCCGGGUGACGAAUACCGUGUCGCGGUGUGUCGAGCUGAUGCUGUUACGGGGCCAUAUCUGGACAAAGAGGGGAGGAGUUGUAAGGAGCAGAAUGGCGGCACGACGAUCUUGGCUAGUCAUGGGGAUGUGUAUGCGCCGGGCGGCCAGGGGGUUAUGAGUCUGCCUGGAGAUGACAGCAAUGGGGGGAGGGAUGUUAUCUAUUAUCACUACGUGAAACCAAGUGUCGGGUUCGAGGCGGAUCAGUUCUUCUUUGGGUGGAACUAUCUGGAGUGGAGGGAUGGUUGGCCUGUUGUGGUAUGAUGGAAGCUUAGCCGUGUAUUUGUGAG